Cucurbita pepo subsp. pepo (vegetable marrow) is the source of this 797-nucleotide messenger RNA. RefSeq lists its product as uncharacterized. The record is from RefSeq and is a predicted model, not a curated record. NCBI's taxonomy places the organism in Eukaryota, Viridiplantae, Streptophyta, Magnoliopsida, Cucurbitales, Cucurbitaceae.
GAGCUUCUCGGUCUCACCACUUCACCUUCGCUCUAUCCAGUUACCGAGCGCACAGGCACACCCAACACUUCCAGUCGUCAGUUCCGGCCAUGGCUUUCGUCUCCACCUUCAUCUCCGGCGAACUGUCGCUCCUCACAGUCAGAGCCUCCGCCACCCCCUCCUCCGUCAAGCAUCCCUAUCAAUUCCCUCCGUCUAAUUUGCACUUCGCCCGCACUGUUACCUUCGCUUCUACCUCCAACCAGGCCACUGCCUCCCAACGCCAGCCCCGAGGUAUCAUGAAGCCCAAGCGGAUUUCUCCGGAGAUGCAGGCGCUUGUCGGUGUUCCCGAGAUUUCCCGUACCCAAGCCCUUAAGGUCAUUUGGGCUCACAUUAAAGAGCAUAAUCUUCAGAAACCGAGCGACAAAAAAGUCAUAAUCUGCGACGAGAAGCUGAAGAACAUAUUCGGAGGGAAAGAUGAAGUUGGGUUUCUGGAGAUUGCAGGAUUGAUAAGUCCCCACUUUCUAAAAUGAUUGGAAGUACGGAAAAUAGGGAUCUGGGGACCUUCAGUUGACCUUCAGUUGAGUCCAUGAAGAUGAACUUUGUGUGUGUUGUUUUGUUGUGGAAGUCUCCAAAUCCGGUUGAUGCGGAUGCUUUUAGGUAUUAUUCCUCACUGAAUCCUGGCGUUCAGAGCCCUUUUGUUUGUAGUAGUGGAUACAGAGGAAAGCUUUUGUAAGAACUUUGGUUGGAGAUUUGUGUAGGGAUUAUUAUAUUCAAAUCUUUGUUGCUCAUUAGUUUGGGAAAUCUUUCACUUUUUAAUA